This is a messenger RNA of Oppiella nova, 1669 nucleotides long. NCBI's taxonomy places the organism in Eukaryota, Metazoa, Arthropoda, Arachnida, Sarcoptiformes, Oppiidae. The record is from the annotation of a GenBank genome assembly.
UAGUAAUCCAUUGACACAUCGUUUUGUGAAUUAAAAACACAAUUAAAACACAAAAUUAUUAUUAGUUUUUUCACUUUUCAUUGUACUUCUCGUGUGUUUGGCUUUAAAUGACAUUUAAAUCUCAUUUGAAUUCAUUUACACAGCGUUUGUAAAAGUCAUGUCUGAUUGGCGACCAUAUAAUCACCAAUUGUUCACUCAUUUCACGGAUAAUUACCACUGAAUUGGUGUCCAAUACCGUAGCCAUCGAUAUACUGGUCGCGCGAUUAGCCACUCGUUUGCUGCCAUAAAGUCUUGGAUUUGUUUUUUGUUUUGAAUGUCAUUUUCAUCCGUCAUUUGAUCGCCAAUUAUGUCCACAAAUGUCAUCACAAUCGCCGCGAUUGUCACACAAUUACUGGUGAUUAUCAUCGGCACCGUCGAUGGCCUGCACGUCACCGGAGUCUGGAGUCCAUCAGCGGAGCCCAUGAAAGUGAUCGCCCGGUUUGGUGUCGGGAAGUCUGAUCCGCAUCACAAGGAGGACAGCUAUGGCUACUUCUUCGGCAAUGUCACCCAUCAUAUGGAUCCCAACGAGAAGUUCAAGACCAAGACCAGUGCUCUAGUGUUAGUCAAUCGACAGCUGUUCCAACAGAUCUAUGGCAUACAUAAGACGAGCGCCAAAGUCGUCAAUAAAGUGGUGAAAAACGGUGAUAAUAAGGACAAUAAGACGGUGUCUGUGAGGCCGAAGACGUUCUGCGAUAAUAUCUUCGAUGUGGUCGACACGAAAGCCUACGACCAGACCUGCUAUAAGGAUAAUAAGUGGGAUCUGAUCCGAUUCGUGCCAUGUCUUGAGGGCGCCGUAUGCGAUGGCGCCGCCAAGAGCUCACAGAUUGUCCAGAAUUAUCAGUUCACUUAUGUCAUCGAAGACCAGACGGAGCCCACGUUUUGGUUUUUACUGCUAAUCGCGUGCUAUCGUGACGUGAAGUCAGCCAAUGGUACGCAUAAUAUCACGUGUGAGUGGAGGGACGGCUCGUCGGACGACUCGGUACUCAAAUACGACGUGUGGCUCGUGAACGGCCACCCGAGCAGCGCCUCCAAUAAGCCCCUCGACUUUGACCACCAGUUCUCGUUUGAACAACAGGAUCUGUUCCUAUACUUACUGCUCAUCAUAUUCUACAUAAUCCUAACGUCGGCCCAACUCUAUGCGUUCACAUCGCAAAAGAUCCGCAAUUUGUUGUCGUAUUUGUUCACAAUAUCGCUGUCGACGCACUGCUUGUCCUACUUCUUCGUGGGUCUCCACAAGAUUGUGUUCGCACACGACGGCCAGGGGUUCGAGAUCUUGAACACCGUGGCCGACAUUAUCAGGAUCUUAUCGCUGGGAUGGCCGGUAACUAAACCUGAAAUCAGCGCAAAGCCACUGAUUUUGAUCGCGUGGAUGGCCUACAUUGUCAUUGAAAUCGGAUUAUUCAUUUGGAUUAAGAAAUCGGUGGAUCCGAUCGAAGAGAUCGACGAGUACCAGACGUUCCCCGGCUGGAUAUCCAUGGGUUUCCGGGUGUUCCUAAUGAUGUGGUUUCUGUACGAGUUGCGCCUGUCGAUGAUGUUGGAGCAGGAUCAGAAGCGGCUCAAGUUCUACCUGCACUUCGGCGCCGGCAUACUGGUGUGGUUCGUGCACCUGCCCCUCGUCGCUAUGUUUUGA